This is a messenger RNA of Maniola jurtina (meadow brown), 2559 nucleotides long. Its product is annotated as translation initiation factor IF-2-like. The transcript has a single exon. The coding region runs from base 170 to 2320 and encodes 716 amino acids. The record is from RefSeq and is a predicted model, not a curated record. Lineage: Eukaryota; Metazoa; Arthropoda; Insecta; Lepidoptera; Nymphalidae.
CCUCAGGUACUUCGUUCGAUAUGAGUGGUGUACUCGGAAAUCGGGAUCGAUUAUGUCGUGUUAGCGAAGAGGAAUGGAGGGAGGGCGGCGCGCUCACGCGUGACGCUUGGGCAACGGUCGCCGCGACAAAACUGCGCGCGCGCCGACCCGCGCGACACUAGCCCGUGCCAUGCCGCGCGCGACGCCGCUGCUGCUGCUGCUGCUCGUCGCCGUCGCGCGAGCCGCCGACGUGUUCGUCAUCGCCGACACCGCCAACCAGACCCGCGCCAUCGCCAGGAUAGCCAACGAGACCAUCGUCGAGACCGACGACGCCCUCGCCGCCGGCAAUGACACGGCCGGCGACCCCGUCGUGCGCAAGAAGCGAACCUUCGGCGACAUCGUGUUCCGCGGCCUAGCCGACGUGCUGGGCUACAACGUGGCACGCAAGGCGCCGCAGGUGGUGUUCCCUCCGCCGCUGGCGCCCGUGCCCGGCAUCGACGCGCCGCUGCCGCAGAGCCCCGACGCGCCGCUGCAGAUCCCCCUCGCGCUCGCCGCCGACCCCGCGCCCUGCGCCCGCGCCGCCGCGCCGCCGCCCUGCGCGCCCCCGCCGCCUCCGCCCGCGCCCAAACCCAAGCCGGCGCCGCCCCCCUGCCCCAAGCCAAGAGCGAACCCGAAACCCAAACCCAAGCCGCGCCCGAAACCGAAACCGCAGCCUCCCCCGUGCGGCGCCGGGCGCGCCAACCCCACCACCGCGGCGCCCUGCGGCGCGCCCGCGCCCAAGGCGGACUCCAAUCUCGAAACUAUCUCCUCCGACUUCCGUUUGGACUUCAACUUCAAUAGAAAACCGGCGACCACAGCGGCGGCCGCGCCCCCGGAGCAGCCCGCGGAGCAGACGCUGGAGCUGCAGCAGCAAGACGCUCCCGCCGCCGCCGUGGUCGCCAUCCGGCCCCAGGCCGCCAAGCUGCCGCCCGAGCCGCCGCGCAAGCCGCGAGUGUACUUGGACGCCUUCGUCGUACAAAACGGAGUGACUCAAAAGAUUCAAACGAUCGACGCUCGAAAUGCGGACCAGCACCAAGCCGACAACGAUUAUCUGUCGUACGACGAUCCGCCCGAGCCGGCCGAGCCGCCGCCGCCCGCGCCGCAGCAGCCGCAACAGGCGCAGCAGCCGCAGCCCGCUCUGGACGCCGACUACGACUACAUGCUGGAUUCGAGCGAACGCAGCAAGCAAGUGCGGGAAUUCGGCUCCGCGGUCGACAAGUUCUGGGACCAGAAGAAAAAGAAAAUGAAGAAAACACCCGCGUUCGACUAUCGCUCCGUGCACUUUGGCGAUCGUAAUCUCGCUAACCCGGUGCGAGACCAGAGUGACCGAAGCGACGAAAGGUAUCAAUCUAUACAGGCGUCGGACGCGCAGGCGCAACCGCAGCCCGCGCUCGACGACGACGACGAAGAGUUCACGACGACGACGCUGAACCCGCGACGACGACUGAAGCCGCGCGUGUUGCCUCCGACCGAAAAGAAUCCCAACCAGAUAGAUACGGUGACGGUCCAAGUGCCUCCCAUUUACAAGGAGAAGCGACCGAGGAAGUUACACCGGGAACGGCCGGAGUCGGCCGAGCGGCCCGAGCGCGACGAGGACUCGCUCUACAAGCCCUACGAGUACAACUACCGCGGCUCCGACGGGGACGGCUUCUACGGCUACGGCCCCUACCGGAGCCCGGCGGCCGGCGCCUACCGCCGCGGCUCCGACGCCGAGUCGGAGAACAGCGAAGCGAUAUAUCAAACGGAACAGCCGAAGCGGAAGCGCAGGCGAAAGAUCAAGCGGAAGACUCGGUCGAUAUACAAGCACUACACCGCGGGGGACUUCGACUACUACGGCAAGAAGCUGCCCAUCUCGCGGGAGGAGGAGUACUUCCGCGGCCUCACCAUCCCCCCGCCCACCCGCGACCCCGACGUGGUCCGCCUGGAGCGCGCGCCCGACGGCGACGGCCACUUCCUGGACGACCACGAGAGGCUCCGAGACGACCCGGAGAGAAUUAAAACCAAAAAGAAGGGCGGGAAGAAACAGUCUGAGGACAAGGACGGCGCGGACGAGUCGGAGAGAUCCGAGGAGGCGGACGGCGAAUCCGAGCGGCUGGAGGAGAGCGAGGGCUCGGCCGACGCGGAGAUAUCGAGCGAGAAGGAGAGAUCGGGCGAGAAGGAGCGCGCGGACGAGCUGAGCCCCAACGCGCGCGUGCGCGAGACCGGCUACAAGAACAACUACGUGCACGCGCACAACGUGCAGGUGGACGACAACCAGCCGCUCGUCAGGACCGUCAAGCGGAAGAAGCCCAAGAAGCCCUGACGCGCAGCGACGCGCGACACCCGCCAUAAUCAUAGUUAUUUAUUACAAAAAACUUUGGACUCGAAAGCUUUCGAGAUGCCGAGACGCGAUCCGGCAGCCGAGUCCGGCGUCAUCCGAAUCGAAAUCGAAAGCGACCUGUGAUGUUCUAUUUAAGUAUCGUGAACUGUAUAUUCUUUAUUAUUUUUAUACUUAGCGUUAAGAAAAUUGUAUUAAGUUUCCUAAUAAAGCGUUUCGUCAAA